This is a messenger RNA of Hippocampus comes (tiger tail seahorse), 2635 nucleotides long. It is a transcript of the gene fezf1, whose product is annotated as FEZ family zinc finger 1. NCBI's taxonomy places the organism in Eukaryota, Metazoa, Chordata, Actinopteri, Syngnathiformes, Syngnathidae. Gene Ontology annotation, molecular function: DNA-binding transcription factor activity, RNA polymerase II-specific. The transcript has 4 exons. Gene Ontology annotation, cellular component: nucleus. The coding region runs from base 1186 to 2430 and encodes 414 amino acids. The record is from RefSeq and is a predicted model, not a curated record. Gene Ontology annotation, biological process: regulation of transcription by RNA polymerase II.
GUGUGUCCAUGUUUACCGUGAUUAUCUACCCGCGUAAGUGUGUGUGCGUGUUUAUGAUCAUCCUUCAAGGGGAAAUGAUUCAACUGCUACUGCGACACAAAAAUCAUUUGCCACGGAAAAUGGCCCGAACAGCGAUUUCGUUUGACAACAAAACGACUUGUGAGGUGUUGCUUAAAGGCCAAAAUGAAACGAGUGCGAAAUAUUUUCGAGAAACAAACGACUGAUUUUUCGUUUCUUAAAAUCGUAUUUGGCUGUUAAAAUGUCCGUUUGGUGUUCCCGUGGCUUUCAUUCAUUCGAAAAGCCUGUUUUGCCUUUUGGGGCGAGCACAAUCAUUGCGACACAUUUUGGGGGGGGGCAAACCCAGCGGUGAGAUAAUUCGGCAGGGGGCAAUUGUUUGUGUCAACUUCAAAUGACGGACAGUCGAUCAAUCGCCUGGUCAAUUGCCGCAAUUGCGCGCGCGCGCACACACACACGUCAAAUUUUCAAAAUGGCUCGUUAAACUCUGUCAAUACAGGACGUGGGUGGGAAAUGAUUUUGAACACGUUUGAGAUCCAAGCACGGCUCAGGACACGUUGAGAUGCAACUUGAUAUAAAUUGUGUGUCUAUAAAAAAAAAAACAGACAUGAACGCGUUUGGCUUGCGAAAGAGCAGUUGACGGAGGCUACGUACGUGAGUCACGUGCUCGCGGGGCGCUCGCCGGUCCGAACGUGUCCCGAUUGAAGGGGGGGGGCGGUGACGUCAGCGGAGGCACAUGGGGUCUGGAGAGCAGCAAAGUCCUUCACUCGAGUGCGCGUCCUGCCGCGCGACGCGCCUCCUCCUCCUCCUCCUCCUGCUCUUGGUCUUGGUCUCGUUCUUCAUCAUCCUCCCGCUCCUCCUCCUCGCGCUUUUGGUCAAUGGCAGCAAGGAGAACCGCGGCGGCUGGUUCGGGUUCCGCUGGUGGCGCGCGCUAACGAUCGGAAAGAGCGCGGGGUCCCGGCUCCCCGCACGCCGCCAUCGAGCGCCAAUAAGCGGGCGCGGGCAGGGAAGGGAAGGGAAAGGAAGGAGGGAGGGAGGGGAGGGAAGAAGAAGGGGAGUGGGGGGGCUCGAACCCCAGGCGGGCGGCAGGAAGGCCGGCCGGCCGACCGGGGAUGGCGACCCCCCCGGCGAGCCGCUGAGUGACGACGCUCGGCUCCCCCUCGGCGCCUCAUGGACCCGCGCCGCAGCGGGCCGGUUGCGGCGCCCCCGGCCGCCGGGGGCCAGCAGGCCACGGUGGCGGCCUCCUCUUCCUCCUCCUCCUCGACGUCGUUGUCGUCGCACGCCAAAUCCUUGGCCUUCUCCAUCGAACGGAUCAUGGCCCGGACGCCCGAACCCAAGGCCGUCCCGCUGCCCGGCUGGCUCCGCCCGGCGCCGGCGGGGCUGCCCGACUCGUGCCCGUCUUCGCUGCACUGCAUGAUCCCGCUGGUUCCGUUCGGCUACGCGGAGCAGCACCGGCUGGCCCUCCACCAGGACGCGGCGGCGGACCCGCCCGGCUUCGGACUCCACGAGCCCGUCCGCACCCAGCCGGACGGCGGCCACUACAAACUCUUCCGGCCCCGCGUGGUGACCCAAUCGGCGUUCCCGUCGCGAGGUACCGUGUGCUACCUCAACUGCGGCGCCGGGGCCGGGGACGCCGGGUCCGCGGGGCUCCUCAACCUGCACCCGAUGGCCUCCUACCUGCUGGCCGGCAGGCACAAGCCGGGCCCGCUGCCCUACCAAGCCGCGCAGAACCACCUGCAGAACCUCAUCAAGGAGCGCGACUUUGGAGAGAAGAUUCUGAAGAACUCGUCGUCGUCGUCCGCCGCCGCCGCCGCCGCGGCGAGGCUCGCAGGAGGAAAACCCAAAGUGUUCACCUGUGAAGUCUGCGGAAAAGUGUUCAACGCGCACUACAACUUGACUCGCCACAUGCCGGUGCACACCGGCGCCCGCCCGUUCGUCUGCAAAGUCUGCGGGAAAGGCUUCCGACAGGCCAGCACCCUCUGCAGACACAAGAUCAUACACACUCAGGAAAAGCCUCACAAGUGCAGCCAGUGCGGCAAAGCCUUCAACCGCAGCUCCACGCUCAACACGCACACGCGGAUCCACGCUGGCUACAAACCUUUCGUUUGCGAGUUCUGCGGCAAAGGCUUCCACCAGAAAGGCAACUACAAGAACCACAAGCUGACCCACAGCGGCGAGAAGCAGUUCAAGUGCUCCAUCUGCAGCAAGGCCUUUCACCAAGUCUACAACCUCACCUUCCACAUGCACACGCACAACGACAAGAAGCCCUUCACCUGCCCCACCUGUGGCAAAGGAUUCUGCCGCAACUUCGACCUCAAGAAGCACGUGCGCAAGCUGCACGACCACGCCGCCGCCAUCGGCGCCCAGCGGGCCGCCGCCGCCGCGCCGACGCCCGGCGCCACCCAGCAGCUGUGAGGCUCUCAAGCGACGGCCCCCCGUUGCGAACAACAAACGGUCGCUCGUCGUUUCUUUGGUUUCCGUCAUACGACCUCAAUCGCGGAAAAGGGGGGUUCCGGACCCCGCGUGAAGUCCAAUUCCGCAGAUACUUCGAGAAGCAUUUCGGCACUUGUUGUUAUUAUUUUUCAAGUCAAGUCAACUUUAUUGUCAAAUGUGCUUCAUG